Messenger RNA from Saccharomyces eubayanus, 1899 nucleotides. RefSeq names its product ESCRT-0 subunit protein VPS27 (gene VPS27). Gene Ontology annotation, biological process: protein transport to vacuole involved in ubiquitin-dependent protein catabolic process via the multivesicular body sorting pathway; protein targeting to vacuole. The transcript has a single exon. Gene Ontology annotation, molecular function: phosphatidylinositol-3-phosphate binding; metal ion binding; ubiquitin binding. The coding region runs from base 1 to 1899 and encodes 632 amino acids. Gene Ontology annotation, cellular component: ESCRT-0 complex. The record is from RefSeq and is a predicted model, not a curated record. NCBI's taxonomy places the organism in Eukaryota, Fungi, Ascomycota, Saccharomycetes, Saccharomycetales, Saccharomycetaceae.
AUGUCCGUCAGUACGCCAGGUGAGUUGGACACGUUAAUAGAAAAAGCCACUAGCGAAAGCAUUCCGAAUGGCGACCUCGAUCUUCCCAUAGCAUUAGAGAUUUCUGAUGUCUUAAGGUCUAGAAGGGUCAGCCCUAAGGAUUCGAUGCGUUGCAUAAAGAAAAGAAUCCUUAAUACAGCCAAUAAUCCAAACACUCAAUUGUCUUCAUGGAAACUUACAAAUAUAUGUGUUAAGAAUGGUGGAACACCAUUUAUUAAAGAAGUUUGUUCUAGAGAGUUUAUGGAUACCAUGGAACACGUUAUUUUGAAAGAGGACAAUAACGAAGAAUUGUCUGAGUUGGUAAAAACCAUACUAUAUGAAUUAUAUGUUGCCUUUAAGAACGAUUCGCAACUAAAUUAUGUAGCUAGGGUUUAUGAUAAGUUAGUCUCUCGUGGCAUUAAGUUCCCUAAAAAGUUGACAAUUUCAAAUUCGCCAACUGCAAUGUUCGAUUCAAAGACGCCAGCGGACUGGAUAGAUUCCGAUGCAUGCAUGGUUUGCUCCAAGAAGUUCACUUUGUUAAAUAGGAAGCAUCAUUGUCGUUCUUGUGGUGGAGUAUUCUGCCAAGAACAUUCAUCAAAUAAUAUACCAUUACCUGAUUUAGGGAUUUAUGAACCUGUGAGAGUUUGCGAUAACUGCUUUGAAGAUUAUGACUUGAAGAAACAUGACAAUAGUAAACAAUCAAGAAAACAUCGUCACAACAAAAAAAAAAAGGAUAAGGACAGUUCAACCCCUGAAGAUGAAGAGGAAUUGAUAAGAAGAGCUAUAGAGCUCUCUCUAAGGGAAUCUAGAAACAGCACAAGUGGAGAACCUAUAGUCCCUAUUGUGGAACCAAGACCUGCGGAACAGUACCAUGAGCCAGAAAGAGAAGAAGAAUUAGAAGAAGAGGAAGAUUUAGAUUUAAAGGCAGCCAUUGAAGCAAGCUUGAGAGAAGCUGAAGAAGCAAAAAAACGUAGCGAGCGUCAGCAGACACACCAACAACCACACCAACAACCACAACUGCAACGACUCCCACACCAACCACAACCUCUUCAAUCUGUUGAUUUAACGCAUGAAGAAGAAGACAGCAUAUACAUGUUUGCAUCGCUAGUUGAAAAAAUGAAAUCUAGACCCGUGAAUGAAAUUUUGGAAGAUUCCAAACUACAGAAUUUAGCACAAAAAGUAUUUGCCUCCAAAGCUAGAUUGAAUUAUGCUCUAAAUGAUAAAGCUCAAAAAUACAAUACUUUGAUAGAAAUGAAUGGGAAGAUCUCUGAGGUUAUGAAUAUAUAUGAUAGAUUGUUGGAGCAGCAGCUACAAAGCAUCAGCUUAUCACAACAAUACACUCUUCCACAAGUUCCCUCUGAUCCUUAUGAUUAUUCAGCAAAUCACAUGCCAAAUCAACAGCAAAGUUAUCAACUACCUCCUAUUCAGCAACCAUCCUACCAGUAUCAACCGCAACAAGAGGUUUCACAUCAACGACCAGAACGGGUGGACCCACCUUCAACUACUAAUAUUGACCAUUUGAAAACCAUUAAUAUAGUACCACAAGCAGAGCAAAAGCCCCAGCCGCAAGUUGAACUCGCACCUUCCGAUCCACCUUAUCCAAAGGAAGAAGAGGAGGAAGGAGAAAGCCAAAUAGAACCCGAACGGAAAGCUUCCACACAAGAGUCACAUGAAAGACCAUAUCCUGUGGAGACAGAAACGGAGGAAAACUCAAUAAAUGAACGGCCUCAAGGUAUUACACGCUAUGAUUUCCCGACUGUUCCCGCACGUAAAGUCGUCGAACCAGAGCUGGCCACACCAAUUGCUACAAGCUCCUCUGAGACUCCGAUCAAAGAAGAAAGGCCGCCAACUCCUCAAGAGGAGUUAUUAAUAGAGCUUUAA